UACAGGUCUGUCAAUGGCGUCUUGUAAAACGAAAGUUGAUACAAACGUAAUGAAAACUGAAAAAAAAAGAUGGUCGUCUGGUAAUCUUGAGGAUUUCCUCUCAUUUCAUCCAGCAGAGAGACCUGGAUGGAGGGAAGCUACCAUUGCUGGGGAUAUCAGUUCAAUACCGUCAGUUUCUGACAUGAUAAAAAAUAUAGUAGAGUAUGAAAAAACCUAUGAGAAAUUAAAGAAAACUACUGGAAAAACUGACAGAAAACAAAUCAGUAAAUAUUUACUCACUAAGUUCUUAUGCAAUGUACAAAAAGAAGAAGAUAUUGGAGUGAAAGAGGAAGGGAAGACUGAGGACAUCAUGCAUAUUUUGGACAAAGAAUGCAAUAUUGAUGAGGCUGGGGCAAAAAGGAAACUUUCUGACUGUUCAACUGAUAUGUCACAGGAAAAGAAACUGUGUGUGGAAGAUGAAAAACAUGAGUCACCAGAAUUUGAUACAUACUCAAGUUUAGAGGAUGAACUUGGUGAUUGUCAUGGAAGAAUAUCAAGUUCAGGUGAUGCAAAGCCAUCAAAAACUGUAUUAGAAACAAAAAAUUUGUAUAAAGCUUACAAGCACAUCGCACAUGAACUUAAUAAGUCUAAGACUGAAACAGAUAUGUAUGCUGUAGACAGUAACUCAACAGAAGCCGUUGAUGACUGUAAAGGUGUUAUAGAUAUCGACUCUUUGAUUAUCCACACUCAUAGAAUCCUUAUGGAAGGUGUAAUGAAGGAAAACCAGAUGCCAGGAAGAUUCAGUACAAAUGAUAGAAAAGCUAAUUUCAAAGGCCAGGAAUACUGGUAUCCCAAAUUUGAAGAAGAAAUAUUUGCCGAAGAAGCUGUUCAGACUUUGAUUGACAAAGUGAAUGACAUUAUGGAUGACAUCAGGUAUAAGACUGUUUCAGAUGAAGAGAAAUAUAAACUUUACUUCAAAUGUUCCAGCCUUUUUCUCUUCGUGUUUCUUACCCUGCAUCCAUUUGCAGAUGGAAAUGGCAGGCUUGCCCGUUUGCUUGCAAGUUACAAUCUACUCACAUUCUCACCAUUUAUGACGCUAAUCUACAAUGUGUUCAGCUCAUCCAGGGAAUGUGAUUAUAUUCAGGCAUUAGUCGACACAAGAGAAGGUCUACAAAUUCCAGAGAAAAUAACUGCUAAAGAUGAGGCUAGAAAGUUGACGAUUUCUGUAAUGCGUCAGAAACCUUGUGAUUUGUGUUCCAUGCUUAUUGAGUCAAAUUGGACAAUUUGGCGACAGUUAUUGGUCGGAUUGGGUGACAGAAGUGUUAAGCUUUUUGAAUGGGAAGUCCAGAAUCAGAAAUUCUUGAGCAGGACUUUUGAGGCAUCUGAAUCUGUUCAAUAAGUUUAUUGACCACUACUGGGGCACUAAUGCAUUCAUAUGUCAAGCACCAUGAUAAUUAAGCCAGUUGAUGAUGCUUGUAUUAGACUGUUACCUUAGAAAUUGUUAAUUCAAGAAUGUGGCCAGAGCAGUCAGUAAGAUCUUAGUGUUUUAAACUGUUUACAUAGAUUCCAUAAUUAUGUUCCUCUUCAAAGAAGAGGGGUAUAUUGCUUUGCACCUGUGUUGGUCUGUCUGGCGAUAGAGCAAAUGGUCUCCGCCCAAUAAAUUGAGACCACGACCAAGAACCUUCAAACUUAGGAGCAUGAUUUGGCUUAUGAAAUAAUGACCCAUAUUGUUUUUGGGGUCAGUAGAUUAAAGGUUACAGGGGACUUAACCUUGAAAACUAUUUCCACUCAAUAACUCUUGAGAAUCAUAUGAACUAGAACCUUCAAACCUGAUAGCAUGAUUGGGCUAAUAAUGUAGAUGACCCCUGUAGUUUUGAAGGUCAAGGUCACAGGGGCCUGAACCUUUAAAACAGUUUCUGAUCAAUAACUUGAGAACUAUUUGAACCAGAACCUUCAAACUUAACAUGAAUGUACUUAUAAAGUAGAUGACCCCUAUUUUAGAUGGAGGGGUAGGGGUCAGUAAGUCACAGGAGCCUGAACCUUGAAACAAUCCCUCCCAUAAAAUUGAGAAUCUCUUGACCCAGGGCCUUCUAACUUGGUAGAAUGAUCUGGAUAAUCAAGAUGAUGACCCCAAUGUUUUUUGGAUCAGUAGGUCAAAGGUCAAGGUCACAGGAACCAUGAAAACGGUUUCUGUCUAAUAACUUGACAAUGACUUGACCUAGAAGCAUGAUUGGGCUUAUAAAGUGGAUGACCCCUAUUGAUUUAGAAUUCAGUAGGUCAAAGGUCAAGGUCAUAGGGGCCUGAACCCUGAAAAUGGUUUCUGCCUAAUAAAAAUAGCCCCAGAACCUUCAAACUAGACAGCAUAAUUGAGUUUACAAAUUAGAUUACCCCCUUCUGUUUGAGGGUCAUUAGAUCAAAGGUCAAGGUCUCAGGAACCUGAGCCUUGAAAACCGUUUCUGCUCAAUAACUUGAGAACCACUCAACUUAGGAUCUUCAAAAUUGAUAACAUGAUUGGAUUUAUGAAGUUGAUGACCCCUAUAGUUUUGGGGGUCAAAUGUCAAGGUGAUAGUGAUCACAGGACUGAAAAUGGGACAGUACAUCAUGGGGCCCUGUAUGUUUUACAAACGUCUCUUGUUUCAGCUUCUUGAUCCAACAGUUUUUCAUGAAUUUCAGCGUUAUCUUAUAAGAACGAGGUUGAUUGCUCUAAGGGUGUAAUAGAGAUUUUCAGCUUACUUCGACGCGUACUGCGGACCACGGACUGCGAACUUACUAUAGGGGUUUUCUCAAACUGUAUAUACGUUUUUAUGCACAUAUUUAGCAUGUAAUACGUACUAUCCGAGAAAAGACAGUUAUAAGAUUUAUUAAUAUCCUUUGUAUUGUAUAUAUGAAUUACCGAUAUACAUGUAUUUCGUCUUACAAGCAUGCUUAACAGCGUGGGCGCAUUAAAAAAAAUAUCGUUUCAUCUUUUAGAUCUUUUUUAUUAAUGCAUCUACUCAAAUCAUUCUGCUACCCUAUUUAUAAACAAGACAUUGCAAACUUAUUCUUUUUAUCCCCCUCCCCCCUUUCGAAGAAGGGGAGGGUAUAUUGUUUUGCAGAUGUCGGUCGGUCUGUCGGUCGAUCGGUCGGGCGGAAUGUAGACCAAUCCGUUUCCGGAUGAUAACUCAAGAACGCUUUGGGCUAGGAUCAUGAAAAAUUAUAGAAAGGUUGGUCAUCACCAGCAAAUGACCCCUAUUGAUUUUGAGGUCUGUAUGUCAAAGGUCAAGGUCGAAGUGACCAGGAGCAGUAAAACGGUUUCCGGACAAUAACUCAUGAAUGCUUGGCCCUAGGAUCAUGAAAGUUAACAGGGAGGUUGGUCAUAACCAAGAGAUGACCCCUAUUGAUUUUGAGAUCUGUAUGUCAAAGGUCAAGGUCGAAGUGACCAGGAACAGUAAAACGGUUUCCGGACAAUAACUCAUGAAUGCUUGGCCCUAGGAUCAUGAAAGUUAAGAGGGGGGAGGUUGGUCAUAACCAAGAGAUGACCCCUAUCAAUUCUGAGGUCAGUAUGUCAAAGAUCAAGGUGACCCCGAACAGUUAAACGGUUUCCAGAUGAUAACUCAAGAUUACUUGGGCCUAAGAUCGUUAAAGUUAAUAGGAAGGUUGGCCAUCACAAGCAGAUGACCCCUAUUGAUUUUGAGAUCAGUAGGUCAAAGGCCAAGGUCGAAGUGACCAGGAACAGUAAAACGGUUUUUGGACAAUAACUCGUAAAUGCUUGGGAGUAUAACGCUUGGGCCUAUUAUACGCUACUGAAUUAAGUCAGUUUUCCCGGCCACGUUAUCAGGAUAUAAAAGAUGGCUACAUUAUAAAUUUUAAACCAUAUACAGUGAGUUUUCAUGAGUUUAAAUCUUUGUCCAAGUUUCCCACAGCCGAGUAUCUACACAUACCCCCACAGCCGAGUAUCUACACAUACCAUAUGUAUGCAUGUGUUCGAAAAGGUACCCGACUAAAAAGGCUUUGUCAAUAAUGAAAUAAUGAUAAAGACUAGUCUCGACUGCUGAGCUGGUUGUAUCAAAUGACCACACAGAAUUGCUCCAAUGGUGUCAAAAAUAUAAUGUCGUUGACAAUUCUAUGCAUGCACUGGCCAUAAAACAUUUUUAAUAUGAUCUGAAUUUGACCUUGGACACUUCCCAUGCCUAAUGUUCACAAAACAAUUUUCGGUCUCCGCUAGGUUUUAGAUCGACAUUUUGACAGCCAGUUUUGAUAGUACUUAAAGAUUAAAUUCCUCUUGAAACUGAUGAUCCAUACUAAGUAGUCACUUUAAGAUAGUAAAUUUAAAACAACCUUUGUUACAUGCAAUUCUGAUAUCAGAUUAUGAAAAUAAGAAGAGGCUAUUUCCUUUGUUCAUUUCAAAACAUGCUGAUGCACACUAAUUCAGCAUGUUUUAGCUAAAAAAUGGUAAUGUAUUGGAUCACGUUUCGACAGGGUUGAAAGAUACAUGUAUGACAACUUCCUGUAUGUUUAGACAAAGUGUUGAAGUAAAUCAUUCAAGAUAUUUCAGUAAAACUUCUAUUUUAUCGAACAUUAGAUACAAUUAUCAAAAUUAAUGAAAAACAUUAACCUUUUCCGUAUAGAAGUCUACGAGAACACGGUAUUGAUACUGUGCAACAAAAAUUAAACGGGCUUUCAUUUCAUUCAGAAUGAUUUAUUAUUUUUUUCACAAUAAUAUUUUGUACCGCAUUUAUUUUUUAUUUUGUUGCAAGGAAAAACUAGUCUAGGAAUUGUAUGGACGGACACAUAUUAAAACCAGGAGUCGCCGUUAUCUUCAAAUCCAUGUUUCAAGCUAUAUUUUAAUGCAUGAACAUAUUAAGCUAAGGUAUUGUAGCACAGUGGGUUCGAAAGUUCACAUGUCAUGUCGUUCGAUUCUCGUGGAGGUUAAGUAACGCCAGAAAUGUCUCAAAAUAUAGAAACAAAAUGUUAAAGCAUACGGAUAAUUGAAGAUCCUGCUUAACGCAAGUAAAAUGCAGCAGAGUAUUUAGAUGACAUCUUCAUAUUGCGAUUACGUGUUUUAAAUGUAGCCUGUUCACUAUCCAUAUAUUUUCAAACGUAAUAGCAGAUAAUUAUAUCACAAUACACUAAUUUGUACAAUGAAGGCAAAAGUUACAACACAUAUAGGUGAAAGAAUCAUAUAUACCCUAAGUAUGUUUUUUUUUUUUUGCGAAUAUUUUGAGAAAACCCCUACUGUAAGUACGCAGUCCAAUGUCCGCAGUCCGCGUCAAAGUAAGUUGAAAUCUCUAAUAGGAACUUUCUGAAUUUUUAAGAUAUCUUUAGUAGUGUUACUUUUAUGGUGGCCAAAAACGUACUUUAAAAUUCCGGUCCUUGCAAAGUUUACUGUAUUUAUGAU
This is a messenger RNA of Mercenaria mercenaria, 5356 nucleotides long. RefSeq lists its product as uncharacterized. The transcript is spliced from 2 exons. The record is from RefSeq and is a predicted model, not a curated record. The coding region runs from base 14 to 1378 and encodes 454 amino acids. Lineage: Eukaryota; Metazoa; Mollusca; Bivalvia; Venerida; Veneridae.